This is a messenger RNA of Anneissia japonica, 4336 nucleotides long. RefSeq names its product delta(14)-sterol reductase TM7SF2-like. Lineage: Eukaryota; Metazoa; Echinodermata; Crinoidea; Comatulida; Comatulidae. Gene Ontology annotation, cellular component: endoplasmic reticulum membrane; nuclear inner membrane. The coding region runs from base 163 to 1938 and encodes 591 amino acids. The record is from RefSeq and is a predicted model, not a curated record. Gene Ontology annotation, biological process: sterol biosynthetic process. The transcript has 13 exons. Gene Ontology annotation, molecular function: oxidoreductase activity, acting on the CH-CH group of donors, NAD or NADP as acceptor.
UGAUUCGUUUCAAUCAGCCAAUGGGAAAGUCAUGAUUCAUAUGCAAAUAUGUAUAAGCCAAUCAGAUUUAUUCCCGCUAUGGCUUGAGUUUACCGUUACUCGUAUUUGUGUUACUGUUUACGGCAAGGUUUUGGGAAAAAACAAAGGAUACAACAACAAAAAAUGAGCAGACGUAGCAAGAAAGAAUUUGCAGUAGACGAGGAGGUACGAGCCAAAUGGCCAGGUAGUAGUCUGUGGUUCAAAGCAACUGUUCUAAAUAUCAACGACGAUGAUAUAUCACUAAAAUUUGAAGAUGGAACAGAGGAAAUUGUGAAAAGCAAAGAUAUUUCCAAAACUAAAGCUUUUCGGUCAAGGUCGCGGUCUAAAUCUCCAGGAAGACGCAGGAGCCGUUCCAGAUCCCCAGCCAGGCGGAAAGUUUCACCUGCCAGGCAAAAAGCUUCGCCUGGCAGGCAGAAGAAAGUUUCCCAAAGCCCUGCAAGACAACUGAAACAGAAAGAAGUCAGGAAGGAUAAUGCAGCCGAAGACCAAACAGAUGCACCUGCUGAAACGCCUACUAGACGCUCCUCCAAAAGAAUUGUUACUAGCAUUUCCCAGGCUACUACAGAAACCAGAACUUAUGGCACACGUUCUGCAGUGAAGGCUGGAAAGCAGACUAUUGACGUGCCGUUACAGUCUUUCUCAUCCAGGGUAGCCAAGACGACCCAUUAUGAGUUUGGUGGGCCAAUAGGUGCAACAUUUACUGUGGUUUUCCUUCCACUGUUCAUGUAUUACCUGUACUUCGUCUGUGGAAAGGAAAAGUGUGAGUUGACUUUAAAGCCCGACUUCAGCAAGAAUUGGAAGGAUUAUUAUGAUUUUGAGGCCUACAUGAUUUUCUUGGGUUGGAUGGUAUUCCAAGCUGCUCUCUACAUACUUCCAAUUGGCAAGGUUUGCCAAGGACAACAGUUGAAAAAUGGAAGUAGGCUGCAAUACCGUCUCAAUGGUUUCUUUGCAUUCUUUGUGAGUGUUGCGGUAUUUUUUGGGCUGUACCACAAAGGCUAUUCAGUUACAGUGGUUUACAACAAGUUCCUGCCACUGAUGACGGCAUCUAUUCUCUUCUCAUUUGUCAUGUCUGUUCUUCUUUAUAUCAAGUCAAUGUUUGUACCAAACAACCAGCUUGCUCCUGGAGGCAAUUCUCAUUGCACCAUUUAUGAUUUCUUCAUUGGCCAUGAGCUGAACCCCCGUAUUGGAAGCUUUGACUUGAAAUUUUUUUGUGAACUUCGACCGGGUCUGAUUGGUUGGGUACUGAUUGACAUGAGCUUUUUGUUAAAAGCAUUUGAGAAAGGCUCUGCAAUGGAUAACCUUCCCUUAAUCAUUCUUGUCUGUUUCCAUACUUUGUAUGUAGCAGAUGCCCUCUGGUUUGAGGAUGCCAUCUUGACAACCAUGGAUAUCACAUCCGAUGGCUUUGGUUUCAUGCUAGUGUUUGGCGAUCUAGCAUGGGUACCAUUUGUGUAUUCCCUUCAAGCACGCUACCUUGUUGAUAACAGCCUUAAAAUUGCUUACAGGAACUACUAUUUGGCUGCUGUUGUCUGUUUUGGACUUAUUGGCUAUUAUAUCUUUCGAUCAUCCAACCUUCAAAAGAACAUGUUCCGAAAAAACCCCAACAAUCCUAGUCUGCAAGAUUUGGAAACGAUACAGACACCGAACAAGAAGCUUCUGGUAGGUGGCUGGUGGGGCUGGGUACAACAUCCCAAUUACCUUGGUGAUAUCUUGAUGGCCUUCUCUUGGUCUCUAUGCUGUGGUUUCCAAAGCGUCAUCGUGUAUUACUAUCCGUUUUAUUUGACCGGAUUGCUCAUCCACCGACAAAGGCGUGAUGACCACCACUGCCAUCAGAAGUAUGGUGCAGCUUGGGACAAGUACACUCAAAGAGUUCCUUACAGAAUAUUUCCAAAGGUUUACUAAAUUUCAAAACAGUACUAAGUCAUAGAAUAAGGAUAUUUUAUUCUGUUCUGUCAUCUCCAAAGAAUUGACAACAUUGAAGUUUCAUCGUGUUCAUAACUUGGGAAUAUUUUGAGGGGGAGGGGGAAGAAGAUUUAAACAGUCAUCAUGAUUGAAGUAUGAUAAUAUUUGAUCUAUUUUUAUCAGUAGCGGAUCCAGGUCUUUUUUAGCCAGUGGGGGUGCCAUUGACAAUCAGGGACCUAUUGUCCAAGAGGAAGGGUUUGGGGUGUUCCCUUACCCAUGUCCAGGAAAAUGUUGGCCCUCAAAGCAUUGUAGUUUCAGCCUUUUAAAUCUAGUUUUUUUACACUUGGUUGAUUUUUUUGGCUGCUUUCCCUACGCUGCCUUCUGGAUCCACCACUGUUAUGCUAGAAUAUCUCAGGGGGUGUUUUGGUGGGAAAGUGUGUUUAAGGAGGUUGUCACCAUUUUAUAUCUAUUCAGCUGUUUUCACCUGUGUAAAUAAUUGAUGUGAUUAGUGUUUCAGUAUUUGAUUUUUAAUUCUUUUUCCCACAGCUUCAUGAGAGAUGAAAUUUUAUUUAUUUAUUUUUCUUUUUUUUUUUUUAGUAAUGAAAUAAAAUAAGAAGCUCAUUGUUUAUGGCUAUGUGUAUUUUCUCACCUUGUUUGUCUUUUAAUUAUUUUUUUAUGGAGGUUAGCAUAUGACCUUGCUGUUAAAAUACUGUACUAUCAAAGUGGACACGUGCCACACAAUUAAUAAACAAUGAAUUGAAUUGUACUGUUUAUAAAGAUUGUAUACACUACAGUAUCUUUUUUUCUGUCUUCUGUAAUUGUAAUUUUGUAAACUGUAACUUGUGUAUAUCAUAUAACAUUGUAUUUCUGCAAAAUGUUUUCAUAGAUAUGCAGAAUUUAAAUUUAACUAGUUUUGGGGGGUUUUUUAACCCCUGUCUGUAAGACAGAUUUAUUACAUACAGACCUCAUUAAGAAUGUUAAUUAUUCAACUAAUUAAUUUAAAUAUAUCGAAUUUAAUUUGCCGUUUUUAAAGUGGUGGAAUUGCUGGAGGACGAAAUACUCUAUGAGGUUAGUUUUGGGGGUUUUUUCACCUCUGUAUGUAAUACAGAUUUAUUACAUACAGACCUCAUUAAGAAUGAUAAUUAUUCCACUAAUUAAUUUAAAUCUAUUGAAUUUAAUUUGCCAUUUUUAAAGUGGUGGCAUUGCUGGAGAAUGAAAUACCCUAUGAGGUUUUUUGCGAAGAUGUAAUCUUUUAAAUCUUGUAUAAAUUUAGCUUAAGUUGUGUAUUUAUUACAUGUGUUUAUUUUCUUUUUGACUGUAAAAUACUAAGGUUUUCGUAUUUAGUUAUUGUAGAUAUUUCAUUAUUGACAAACUAGGCAUUGGUAGUGUAUUAUGUUGAAUAAGUCAGUCACUGAGUCAGUCUGUUAUGCACUAAUAAGCAUUGCUUACAGAAGCAAUGGUGUUGGAUAAGGGCUUUGUUGAAAGAAGAAUGUCAAAUUUUAUUUGAUUGUCGUUGAUGAUUGGUAAAUCAUACCCCCUCAUUCUAAAAUCACAACUUUGUGGAAAACGGAUGAUGAAAGAGAUGAACGUCCGCAGAGGAAUAAUAGCAAUUUAUUAUCAUCCUAAAGGCCUAUUUACACAGCAUGAGAGCCUCAAGCGACAGAAAAAACAUGUCACACAGUGCAAUCCAUUUACCCAGCGCAUGACAUCUGUGACACAAGUAAUUUUUUUUUUGCCAAUCGCUGAUUGGUCACAAUACUGUAUUUUUGUUGUGCAAAUUAAUAUAUGCAAAGCAUCACAUCGUUUUGCUGUGUAGUCGCGUUCAGUGUGGAUUACGAUAUAGAUCAUUACACGUUCCACUUUUUCUGCUACUGUCGCUGUCUGUGCAAAUAUGCCUUAACAAUAGCACUUUGAUUUUUCUAUAAAAAAAAAAAUGUACUGUAUGGGUAUUUGUAUUUAAUACAGUGGUAGUGCCAGGCCCCUGAUGUUGGGGAGAAAAAAAAAAUUCUAUGUAAUAUUUAGCCUAGUGUUUUUAAGCUCUAAGGGAUUUAGGCAUCGGGUCCCACCAGAGUCUAGACCCCACUGGUGACCUCUAGUCAGACAGCUUAGUGCUGCACACCCCCAUGUCAAUCGACCUGGCGCUGCCACUGCCAUGUGUCAUUUUAAGCAUGUUUUGUCGUUUUAAUUUCAUUUUAUUUUAAGAUUUUUUGUUAUUCAUCAUUUAUUGGAUCUUAAUGCAUAACCUUUUUGAUGUGUCAUUAAAUAAAUAGGUCAUAACACAAAUAAGUUUGAAUACACCAAUACAUAGUUUUGAAUUUGAAUGACAAUUUUAAUAAAACAUGUACAUUCUGAGUGCUCUUUACAUUUUGAAAAUAAAUGAUUCAAAAUAUGUUGGUAA